AUGGCGCAGCGAUUUUUUGACCGUUUUGCGGAUACCACGGAUCGAGCCAAGGAAGAGCACAAACCUGAAGAACAUGGCCUCUCCGAUUUCCUGUCCAAGUCCCAGCGGGGUGACCUGAUGAUUCUAAUCUCGACUACCUUGGAGCAGAUGCUGAGUACAAUAUUGGAAAGCUUCGAAGCGCUCCCCAUCUCUCGGAAAGAUUCACCAAGGUCGAGAAAUGAAGAUGCUCGAGAUUGGAACGAAUUUGGCCAUGACGUUUCAUCGAAAACAACCGAAGAGGGCAUAAGAGAUGCGGUUGGCUUGGAUCCCGAAUCGAGAAAGGAAGCACUCGCGUACUUUGAUGAAUGGCAAAAUUCAGUCUUCCUGCGGAUCGGACAGGUUAUAAAUGAGCGGGAAGGGCCACAAGAUGGUCGGGCUCCAGUCAAGAAGUUUCAUGAGGAACCUACGGAACCGGAACAAGAGUCGUCGAAUCGAUUACAGCAAAUAUACCCACCUCUCGAUAAUACGCUUCGAGACGGACCAAAGGCGCAAAGAUUACUUAUCUUACGGUCUCUCUUGCUCUUGCUUCUCAGCCUAGAGCACUACAACGCAUAUUCACGAGUGCUUCUAUUGCGUAUCGCCUCCUCAUUAAACCUUCAGGCCAGUGACUUAAACGACAACGAAGUCAAGAUAGCACGUGGAUUACUUGAUGCUGCAGUAGCCAUGACGGCAGAUGAGGAAGCUAAAAAGAAGGCAGCAGACAAUCAGAAUCUUCGAAAAUGGAAAGUUGGCCUUGCAACAGUAGCUGGUGCGGCCCUGAUAGGCAUUACCGGCGGGCUUGCAGCGCCUCUGGUAGCAGCUGGGCUUGGAACUGUAAUGGGCGGUCUGGGUCUUGGAGGAACCAUCGCUGCUUCUUAUCUGGGAGCACUCGCUAGCAGCGGAGUAGUAGUAGGCGGUCUCUUUGGAGCCUACGGUGGGAAAAUGACCGGCAGGAUGAUGGAUAGUUAUGCCCGCGAAGUCGAGGACUUCGCCUUCAUUCCUAUACGGGGAACCACAGCAAAGAAGUUCAAGGAUGAAAAGGAAGCUGCAAAGGAAGACCACCGCUUGAGGGUAACAAUCGGGAUCACUGGUUGGGUGACCGAAGAGGAUAAUAUCACUGAACCAUGGCGAGUCAUUGGACCUGAGUCGGAGGUCUUUGCUCUCCGGUGGGAAUAUGAGUCAUUACUGAAUCUUGGAAACUCGAUGCGCGCUUUGGUCACCACGGCAGCAUGGAAAGUUGCGAGUCAACAACUCCUCAUUUGGACAGUCUUUGCAGGCAUCAUGAGCGCAGUCAUGCUACCCUUUGGUCUUAUGAGAAUCGCCAAGAUAGCCGCAAAUCCUUUCAGCGUGGCUAUUUCAAGAGCAGACAAAGCUGGUGAGGUGCUGGCGGACGCUCUGAUAAACGGAGCACAAGGAAAACGCCCCGUGACUUUGAUCGGUUAUUCUCUCGGCUCUCGGGUGAUAUAUUCGUGCCUGCAAAGCCUGGCUAAAAGACGGGCCUACGGACUUAUCGAAUCUGUUGUGUUCAUGGGAGCACCCAUCCCUGCAGAUUCAGCUAAAUGGCACUCCAUGCGUGCCGUCGUUGCCGGUCGACUCGUAAACGUCUACUCUGAGAAGGACGCUGUCCUUGCCCUUCUCUACCGCGCCACGCACCUUGAAGUCGAUAUAUCGGGCCUCCAGCCAGUCAGCGGUGUCCCGAAUCUCGAAAACAUAGACGUCAGCGCUACAGUUUCGGGUCACCUUCGCUAUCAAUUCCUUGUGGGCCAGGUUCUUACAGACAUUGGGUUUGAGGAGAUAGAUGCAUCUGAACUCGAAAUGGAGAAAUUAGCUCUGUGGAAUCAAGACGAACAAAUCGAGCGAGAACAAGCGGAAAAUGAGAAACGGAAACCCGUUGCACCAGCCAAAAGGAAAUAUCCACCAUCCCAGGCACCCACCGAACCCAAAACCAGCGCAGCCCCGACUACCGAGGGGCAAAAAGAUGAUUUACCUGCGGAUAUAUCAUUACUAAGGAAAGAAGAAGAAGAGGUCCCCCAUCGUCACUACACCCACGACCGCAAUAAUGAUAAGCUUGACCAUAGUGAUGACGAAAGUGGCCACGAAGAUGAGCUCAACUUCAUAACAAUGAUAGAUGAAGAGGAUGAAGCGCGUCUACACCAGGAAAUUGCGCAACGGACACAGGAGCAGAUGUUGAAUUGGAGGACGCGGCAGAUGCGGAACUGA
Molecule: messenger RNA, 2238 nt
Organism: Talaromyces marneffei
Lineage: Eukaryota; Fungi; Ascomycota; Eurotiomycetes; Eurotiales; Trichocomaceae
Exons: 1
Coding region: 1-2238 (745 amino acids)
Source: RefSeq, a predicted model, not a curated record